UGACGUUCUCCGUGACGACACGUUUUUUCGUUCUUUAGCCAACGCUACGCACCUCAGUUUUUAGUUUUUGCGAAGUUGUUGGCUUUAUUUGUCUUUGUAGGUUUGUUUAUUAUUUUUUAUUUCUUCAGCUCAGAUUGGUUAGUGGUUGCUUUUUUGUGCGGAAGGUGUUUUUGUUCUCUCCCUUCGCGGGGGAACAAAAAGAGCAGAGAUGUAUAACGGGAUCGGGCUGACCACGCCGCGCGGCAGCGGCACCAACGGCUACGUGCAGAGGAACCUGUCGUCGGUUCGGGCCAAGCGCAGCCGAGACGAUCACGGAGGACCGAAGGACGAGAAGGACAGAGAGAGGCUGGAGAGUCAGUUGAACCGACAACCCAACGCUGACAUCCUGGAGCACCAGAGGAAGAGACAGCUGGAGGUCAAAUGUGCUGAACUGCAGGACAUGAUGGAAGAGCAAGGGUACUCCGCUGAGGAGAUCGAGGAGAAGGUGAGCAGUUUCCGUAUGAUGCUGCAGGAGAAACAGGAUCCUCCUGCACCCACUGCCGAGAAAGCAAAUGUGACCGAGACGCACGCUCUCGCCGCCGCUAACCAGCAGAAGAACGACCGGCUCAGGGAGGCGUUCGGCAUCGGCUCGGACUACGUGGACGGCUCGUCCUUCCACCCCGAGCGUAAAGAGCGCGAGAGAGAGAAGAGAGAGCAGGAGAGGCUGGAGAGAGAGAAGCUACAGCAACAGAAAUAUCAGAUUAUUGAAGACUCUGACGAGUCGGAUUCUUCAUCCACUCGGAAACAGAGCCGUAAGAAGAAAAGGAAGAAAGAAAAAAGUAGAGAGAGCUCUGAAAGUCCUUCUCCAUCUCCUCGAAGAGAGAAGAAAAAAAACAAGACGAAGAAAAAGAAAAGGGAGCGGUCAGUGCAGAGUGACCACCGCGGGAGUUCGUCCGAGGACAGGCCCGAUAGAAAGAAGAAUAAAAGGAAGAGGAGUAGUGAGAACGAGACUCCGCCCCCUACGAAGAGCCGGCGACGGCGUAGCGGCUCGUCCAGCUCGGCUCGCAGUUCACCGGCCGUGUUAAAGGAGAAACAGCACAAUCCACCUGUGGCCCGGGCAGAUGAGGGGAGGAAGGGCAGAUCUCCUGAGCGCAGGGGUCGCCACAGGGACAGUCCGGAGAAGGUGGAGGUUCGAGAGUCUUCAAGGCAUUCCAGGUCCCCUGAUCGAAACAGGAAGGACCGGGAGAAGGAACGAGAGCGGGAAAAGGAGCGAGUGAAGGAAAAGCCUCAAAAGGGGCUUCACGAUUCGUCAUCUCCGCCUCGGUCUCCACCCCCUAAACAGCAGAGAGACAGACGAGCACGCAGUGAAGAGCGAGACAGGGAGAAACCUCCUCAACGGAAAAAACACGACUCGUCUUCUCCAUCACCGUCUCCGAAACGACAGCGAGACGGGAGGCAGAGGAGCGUCGAGAAGGAGCGAGAAAACGACAGGAGGAAGAGGGACAACAAACCCCAGAAGAGACACGACUCAUCUGCGUCAUCACCCUCACCUUCACCGCAGAGAGACCGAGCGCGGAGGGGACGCAGCGGCGAGAAGGAGAGAGCGUCUUCACCCGCACGUCCUUCAGACAGGGACAGAGCGAGGGACAGAGACGCCGUCCCGCAGAGUCGAGUCAGAGAGAGCGAGAAACGGAGAGAGCGAGCCCGCUCCAGCGACUCGCCCGUCUCGCCUGCCCGCCGCUCGCCACGCACCAACGGAAAGCAGAAAGAAGCGGAGCGCGAGAGGGAGAGAGAGAAAGAACGGGAGGAGGCCAGAGGAAAAGAGCGAGAGAGGGAUGCGGAAAAAAGACGAGAAGAGACUAGGAGAAAAGAGCGAGAGCUCGAGAAAGAAAAGGGACAAGAGGAGACUAGGAGAAACGAGCGAGAGGGCGAGAAAGAAAAGGGACGAGAGGAGACGAGGAGAAACGAGCGAGACAGCGAGAAAGAAAAGGGACGAGAGGAGACGAGGAGAAACGAGCGAGACAGCGAGAAAGAAAAGGGACGAGAGGAGACGAGGAGAAACGAGCGAGAGAGCGAGAAAGAAAAGGGACGAGAGGAGACGAGGAGAAACGAGCGAGAGAGCGACAGAGAAAAAGUACGAGAGGAGGUGAAGAGAAACGAGCGAGAAAAGGACAGGAGACGCUCUGAAGAGAGACGCUCCGGGAAAGACAGCGAGGCGGGAGACAGGAAGACGGAGCGAGACAAAGCCGCGGCUGAGACGGAGAGACAGGACGAGAAUGCGAGGGAGGACGAGAGGCCAGGAAGAACUCAGGAGAACUCGAGUCCGCUGGAGAAAGAGAGAGAGAAAGAGCAAAGCAAGGAGAAAGAGAAAAAGAAAUCGAAAGGUUCGAGCAGCAGUGACAGCAGCAGCAGCAGUAGUGACAGCAGCAGCAGCAGCAGUGACAGCGACAGCGAUUCUGACAGCUCAUCAUCGUCAUCUUCAUCCUCCUCUUCCUCCUCUUCGUCCUCGUCUUCGUCCUCCGACGAUGAAAAGAAGGAGAAAACUAAAGAGGUGCCUCGCGCAGUCGUAGUGCAGGCCGUGGCUCAGAGAGAGAAGGAGAAGGGCGGGAGAAACACAGACAGGUACACGCCCACAGAGCGGGAGAGCUCCGCCUCUGUAUCCGCACAGGCUCCGCCCACCAGAAAGGACGACCUGGAAAGAGGCAGGAACAGGAGAUCUCCGUCUCCUCAGAAGGAACGACAGAAAGAGAGAGAUCGAGGGAAAGAGCGGUACACUCCUACAGAGACCUCGAGCCCUCCUCCAUCCCCCCCAGCACGAAGGAGGUACAGUCCGGAGGAGAACACAAGAACCCAAGGCAAAGUUCCGGAGAAGCCCAAGGAGCGAGUCAGGGACACGCCCUCGGACCUCGAGAACCGAGAGAAGAACAGGACGAGUGAAAGAAAGCGCGCGUCUCCACCCAGAGCUCGGGAGGAGGAGAGCCGGAACAAACGGGGCCCGUCACCAUCACGGUCUCCAUCACGAUCUCCAGGACGACGCCGCGCAGAUCGUCCACGCUCCCCGAGCCCGAAGCGUGGAGGCAGGAGAGCGACGCCACCCCCGCGCCGAGACCGAGAGAGGGAGAGAGAGAGAGAAAGAGGGAGGCCAGGAGAUAGAGACCGAGCACGCUCACGAGAAAGGAGGACGAGAAGCAGCAGGUCACGCAGCCCGCGCAGACGCUCGCCUCCGUACAGGUCCCGUCGUUCUCCUUCUCCUGCAUACCGCCGCAGAAAUAGUCGCUCUCUGUCCAGAGAGAGGGAGAGAGAGAGGGAGAGACAUCGUGAACAACAGAGGGAGAGGGAGCGAGAGCAGGAGAGAGAGAGAGAGCGAGAACGUGAAAGAGAGAGAGAAAAGAAAGCAAGAUCACCUCCUCCUCGCUCUCCGUCUUCGUCCUCUACGUCUUCGUCCUCCUCGAGUUCGUCCUCUUCGUCCUCGCCCUCUCCUCAGAGGAAACCCGAUCCCCAGAAGGACAGAAAGUCCGAGAAGAAGCUCCGCUCUCGCUCCUCCUCGCCUCCUCCAGCUCGGGAUUCUCCUAAACGCUCCAGACAACCUCCUCUGCGUGCCAGGUCUCCUCCCGUCAGCCAAUCGGAAGCCAGAAAGACCUCGAAGGCUCGAUCGAGGAGCCAAUCGCCUGCGGAGCGCCGCACGGCUCUGAGCCCGGAGCGGCCGAUCGGAGGGGAGAACGCGGUGAACGGGAGAGCAGAGAAGGAAGUCGUGAAGCAGCAGAAGAAGAGCGACAGCAGGAGCAGCUCCAGCUCUUCGUCAUCCUCUUCUUCGUCGUCGUCUUCAUCCUCGUCCUCCGAUAGCUCCGACUCCGAGACGGAGAAAGGGCAGGGGAAAGCGGCAGCGAGUAGACCCUCGUCCUCCUCCGAGAGUGAGGAAGUGAAGAAGAAAAGUCCUCCUCGUCGGCCGAGAGAACCUGCUGACUCGCUCAGAGACUCCAGAUCCCUCAGCUACUCUCCUCCUGCCCGUCUGCGCAGAACCGCACGCUCUCCUCCUGCUCGCAGAGUCUGUCUGAAGAGCUCUCCUGAUAUAAUGUGUAGAGAUCGAGGAGCAGAUCGAGCUGCAGGCGGAGAAAAUAGAUAAUCGUGCUGUACAUCACUGACACGUUCUUCGUAUAUUUCUUUUCCCCGACCUUUCUUUUGAGUCUUUGGGAGAAAAAAAAAAACAAAACCACACGGCAGAAACGUGUUUGUAAAUUAUGAUCCGCACAUGAGUUCUGAACUGGAGCGAGGAAUCAUCUCAGAUUUUCUGCACUCACGUUUACCCACAGGGGUGUUUUUGGUUUAUUUUUUACUUUCAUUACGGUGAUGAUGCGUGAGGAAGGAGAGAGAGAGAGAAGUAGAGCCACAGACACGUCAUGUGUUCCUCCGUGCCAACACAAAGCUGAAUACUCAACUAAAAAUAAAUACACCGGUGUGUUUUUUCUCUCUCUCUGUCUCUCUCUCUCUCUCUCUUGGUCUCUCUGUCUCUCUCUGCCCUGCUGCGUUGUUCUGAAUGUAGAUAAGUCACUAUGGUCAGAGCCGUCACUGAGUGGACCGUGUCCCGCUUACACGCCUCUUUCUUUCACUUUGUGGGGAAAAAUGAGGACUAAUGAAUAAAUAAAUAAUAAAUGGUUGUAUCUGUA
This is a messenger RNA of Ictalurus furcatus (blue catfish), 4643 nucleotides long. RefSeq names its product serine/arginine repetitive matrix 2 (gene srrm2). The coding region runs from base 209 to 4102 and encodes 1297 amino acids. The record is from RefSeq and is a predicted model, not a curated record. Lineage: Eukaryota; Metazoa; Chordata; Actinopteri; Siluriformes; Ictaluridae. The transcript has 15 exons.